AUGUAUGGAACAACCUGCCGCAGCAUGCAGUUGAGGCAAAGUCGGUGCCGAAAUUCAAGGAAUUCUUGGAUAAGCACUUUGCCGAUAAACAAUAUAUCGAGCGCACUCCAACAUAACCGGUCUUUGUACUUAAGUGAUAUUAGACGCAGCUACACAGAUAUAUAUCUUCUUGUUGCUUCCAACCAGGAAUCGGUGCACAUUUUGCUUACAAAGCGAAUGACUUCGGAUCAUCCACCCAUUUGUGACCAAACUGAUGGUAAAAACAAACACGCUUUAGACUGGCAUUCCAUCUUG
Molecule: messenger RNA, 294 nt
Organism: Dicrocoelium dendriticum
Lineage: Eukaryota; Metazoa; Platyhelminthes; Trematoda; Plagiorchiida; Dicrocoeliidae
Source: the annotation of a GenBank genome assembly